Nothoprocta perdicaria is the source of this 1020-nucleotide messenger RNA. RefSeq names its product gastrula zinc finger protein XlCGF8.2DB-like. Gene Ontology annotation, biological process: negative regulation of transcription by RNA polymerase II. The transcript is spliced from 3 exons. Lineage: Eukaryota; Metazoa; Chordata; Aves; Tinamiformes; Tinamidae. Gene Ontology annotation, molecular function: DNA-binding transcription repressor activity, RNA polymerase II-specific. Bases 1 to 1020 code for a protein of 339 amino acids. The record is from RefSeq and is a predicted model, not a curated record.
AUGCCGGUGACGUUCGAGGAUGUGGCGGUCACGUUCUGCCCCGAGGAGUGGCGGCGCCUGCGGCACUGGCAGAAGGAGCUCUACUGGCACGUGACGAGGGACAUCUACGAGCUCGUCACCUCGCUGGUGGAGGCCGGGGCCGCGUGCUCGGAGGAGGAGAGCGCCGGGGAGGACGGGGACGGCAUCCGGCGCCGCGCAGCACCCGCAGCGCCCCGUCCGCUGGAACCGGGCGCCGCGGGGCCGCCGCGGCCCUUCCCCUGCGGCGAGUGCGGCAAGCGCUUCUCGCACAGGGGCGACCUGAAGACGCACCUGCGCGUGCACACGGGCGAGCGGCCCUACGGCUGCCCCGACUGCGGCAAGCGCUUCACGCAGCGCGGCUACCUCAAGGUGCACCGGCGCGUGCACACGGGCGAGCGGCCCUUCGCCUGCGCCCAGUGCGGCAAGCGCUUCGUCUGCAAGGGCGACCUGCGGGUGCACGCGCGGCUGCACACGGGCGAGCGGCCCUUCCUGUGCGCCCAGUGCGGCAAGAGCUUCCGCCGGCGCGUGGAGCUGCGGGCGCACGCGCUGGUGCACACGGACGAGCGGCCCUUCGCCUGCGCCCAGUGCGGCAAGAGCUUCCGCAGGAAGGUGGAGCUGCGCGUGCACGCGCUGGGCCACACGGGCGAGCGGCCCUUCGGCUGCGCCGAGUGCGGCAAGCGCUUCGCCUCCAAGAGCUACCUGCGCGUGCACCUGGUGCAGCACCGCGCCGAGCGGCCCUUCGCCUGCAGCGAGUGCCCCAAGAGCUUCGCGUCCAAGGGCGCGCUCGAGGUGCACCGGCGCGGCCACACCGGCGAGACGCCCUUCGGCUGCGCCGAGUGCGGCAAGCGCUUCGCCUCCAAGAGCUACCUGCGCAUGCACGAGAAGAUCCACGUGCCCGGGAAGCCCUUCGGCUGCGCCGAGUGCGGCAAGACUCUGGAGCUGUGUGAGAACAACAACCCCCAGCGCCUGGCGCUGAUCAACCGGGACACGGCAAGGAGUUAG